CCCCUCGAUCCCCCCUCGAUCCCCCCAAAUCGCUCAACACACGCCACCCGUACAUAUUCCACCGUACCACCGUACCACCGUACCACCACACAGCCCGGUGAUCCACCGUACGCAACGGAGGUUUGCACACGCCGCAAAGCGUCGCUCUCGAAUAUACCCUCACACCCGCAGAGCAGUCCAGUCAUCCCCCCCUCCCCCUUCCCUCGCCGCUCUACAUCUACCAUCCACUCCCACAUCUCCUCUUUCUUCAUCAUCAAUUCUCUCUUCCUCACCACCACUUGCUCCCCCUCAACCUCCAUCCCCUAACCCAAUCCUCAAUCCACAAUGGCCCGCACCAAGCAGACCGCCCGCAAGUCCACCGGUGGCAAGGCGCCCCGUAAGCAGCUCGCCGCCAAGGCCGCCCGCAAGUCGGCUCCCUCGGCCGCGACCGGUGGCGUCAAGAAGCCCCACCGUUACCGCCCCGGUACCGUCGCUCUUCGUGAGAUUCGUCGCUACCAGAAGUCGACUGAGCUCCUUAUCCGCAAGCUGCCAUUCCAGCGCCUUGUUCGUGAGAUCGCUCAGGACUUCAAGACCGACCUCCGCUUCCAGAGCUCGGCCAUCGGUGCCCUCCAGGAGGCUGCUGAGGCGUACCUUGUCUCGCUUUUCGAGGACACCAACCUGGCUGCUAUCCACGCCAAGCGUGUCACCAUCCAGCCCAAGGACCUCCAGCUCGCUCGCCGCCUCCGUGGUGAGCGCUCGUAAGCGUGCAUCUAGUAUUGCUCUCGCUGGUGCUCUUGCUAGCUGCUACCUGGUUGUCCAACCUACAAGUUAUGAUGCGCUCUUAGCGCCGUGUACGACCUUCGCUUUUCGCUCCUCCCUUUAGUCAAAGCAUACCCC
Molecule: messenger RNA, 876 nt
Organism: Cutaneotrichosporon oleaginosum
Lineage: Eukaryota; Fungi; Basidiomycota; Tremellomycetes; Trichosporonales; Trichosporonaceae
Source: RefSeq, a predicted model, not a curated record